Messenger RNA from Microsporum canis CBS 113480, 1308 nucleotides. Its product is annotated as endoplasmic reticulum-Golgi intermediate compartment protein 3. Gene Ontology annotation, biological process: retrograde vesicle-mediated transport, Golgi to endoplasmic reticulum; endoplasmic reticulum to Golgi vesicle-mediated transport. Gene Ontology annotation, cellular component: Golgi membrane; endoplasmic reticulum membrane; endoplasmic reticulum. NCBI's taxonomy places the organism in Eukaryota, Fungi, Ascomycota, Eurotiomycetes, Onygenales, Arthrodermataceae. The transcript is spliced from 3 exons. The coding region runs from base 1 to 1308 and encodes 435 amino acids. The record is from RefSeq and is a predicted model, not a curated record.
AUGGCGGGUAAAUCUCGAUUCACAAGACUUGACGCUUUCGCCAAAACCGUUGAGGAUGCGCGGAUACGAACAAGGUCUGGUGGAGUCGUCACCAUUGCCGCAUUACUCAUUGUUAUAUAUUUGGUCUGGGGGGAAUGGAAAGACUAUCGACGAGUCGUCAUCCAGCCUGAGCUGAUUGUUGAUAAAGGCAGAGGCGAGAGAAUGGAAAUCCACCUUAACAUGACCUUCCCAAACCUUCCCUGUGAACUCCUCACCCUGGAUGUUAUGGAUGUAUCUGGUGAACUACAGACAGAUGUUGAUCAUGGUGUCAACAAGGUCCGCCUUAGCUCUGCGGCAGAAGGCGGAAAAGUCAUUGAUGUGACGGCAUUGGAUCUUCACAAGAAAGAUGACUCCCCUGCGCAUCUCGACCCAAACUACUGUGGAAACUGUUAUGGCGUUCCUGCACCGUCUACCGCAAAGAAACCUGGGUGCUGCAACACUUGCGCUGAAGUUCGUGACGCCUACGCGGAGAAAAAUUGGGCCUUUGGUCGCGGCGAGGGUGUCACCCAAUGUAUGGAUGAGGGCUACUCCCAGCGCAUUGAUGAACAACGGCAUGAAGGAUGCCGCAUCGAAGGUAUUCUUCGUGUCAACAAGGUGGCUGGGAAUUUCCAUAUUGCUCCUGGCCGCAGUUUGACGGCCGGAAACUUCCACGCUCAUGAUCUAGAUAACUACUACCAUACCCCCGUUCCACACACAAUGACGCAUAUUAUCCACAAGCUCCGAUUUGGCCCCCAGCUUCCAGAGGAGCUAUAUAGCAGAUGGAAAUGGACGCAUCAAGAUACCAUCAAUCCGCUGGACAAGUCUGAGCACAGAACUGAUGAAGUGCGAUACAAUUUCCUAUACUUUGUCAAGGUAGUAUCAACUUCGUACCUGCCUCUUGGGUGGGAUGCCACAUGGUCAAGCGAGGUGCAUUCUCAGGCCCACAAGGAUAUCCCGCUCGGUAACCAUGGUGUCUACUUCGGCUCCCAAGGAAGUAUUGAAACACAUCAGUACUCCGUCACUUCUCACAAACGAUCGCUCGACGGAGGAGACGAUUCAGCCGAGGGCCACAAGGAACGCCAAUAUGCUCGCGGCGGCAUCCCUUCUGUCAUGUUCAAUUAUGAAAUAUCCCCCAUGAAAGUGAUCAAUCGCGAAACUAGGCCAAAAUCUCUCUCAACAUUUUUCACCGGAGUCUGUGCUGUCAUCGGCGGAACAUUAACAGUUGCGGCUGCUGUAGACCGAUUGCUCUACGAGGGAAGUCUGAGGGUGAAGAAGUUGCACAAGAGUUGA